AUAUUCACGCUUACGCAAACAAAACAAAUGUAACGUGUGUAGCAAAUAAUAGACUAGACUUCUAGUGCUACCAUUUUCGCUUUGUUACUGCUUAGACUCUAUAGCUGUUUAUUGAAACUUUUUGACAUGGAACCUCAAUUCCAACAGUCACCCUAGAUUACCACGUAUGGAUGGAUAGCUUCAGAAAUAACAAGAGAUCUCAGAUGGUGAUUGGGGGUCUUGAUUCAAAGAGUAAGAAACCUAAAUCAGGGAUGCCAAACCUUAUCAAUGGAGAUGGAAGAGAGACGAACUGGUUUGAUCAUCACCAUGGUAGCGACGAAGAUGAGCCGGCCAUGCCGUCCUCUCAGGUGUCCAUGAUGUCCGUGGACAUGGCCCCAGACUCGCAGGCCGACAGAGAGCUGGGUCAUGAAGACGGAGAAGGCUUUGACGCAUCCCAGCCUGAACUCGCUAGAGAUGAGACGGGUGGGGAGGAAGUGGAGGAAACGUGGAAGGGGAGAAAUGGAGAAGUGUCCGGUACAUCCCAGCUCACCGACAAGCCAAGUCUUGAUUCCUUUGACUCCUCGAUGACGGUGAUCCUCAACGAAACCAGCGAUGAAGAGGAGGAAGAAAGCGAGCUGCAGAGAUUAUCAACAAGGUCCAUGCAGACCAUACAGCCAGGUGACAGCAGUGUUCAUCCAUCAACUACCUCUCAGGGUUCAACCAAAUCAAAUGCUUCCAAAUUACAGAUCCUGGAUACUGUUCUUCUCUCAAAAAACACCACCUUUACCACCGUCGGAAGCCAACAAGGUCAAAGUUCAAGGACUACUGAUGAUAAGAAGAAGGCAGGGCAUGAAAUGGAUGAACCUCUUUUGACCCCUAAUGCUCAGCGCUUCGUACUCUUUCCAAUCAAGUACCCCGACGUAUGGAAGUUUUACAAGAGAGCAAUGGCUUCUUUCUGGACUACAGAGGAGGUAGACUUGGGAGAAGACUGGAAGGAUUGGCAGAAACUCAAGCCGGAGGAGAAGCACUUUGUGACCCACGUGCUAGCCUUCUUUGCAGCCAGCGAUGGGAUCGUCAAUGAGAAUCUGGUAGAAAGGUUCAGUCAAGAGGUCCAGAUACCAGAAGCUAAAUGCUUCUAUGGCUUCCAGAUUGCAAUGGAGAACAUUCACUCUGAGAUGUACAGUCUCCUGAUAGAUACCUAUGUGAAAGACCCAACAGAGAAACACAGACUCUUCAAUGCUAUUCAAACCAUGCCAUUUGUGAAGAAGAAAGCAGACUGGGCUUUGAAGUGGAUAGCAUCAGAUGAGAGCACCUUCGCUGAGAGAUUGGUUGCAUUUGCUGCAGUGGAAGGAAUCUUCUUCUCAGGAUCCUUUGCUGCUAUUUUUUGGUUCAAGAAGCGAGGACUAUUACCAGGCUUGACAUUCUCCAACGAGCUGAUUAGCCGUGAUGAGGGUCUCCACUGCGACUUUGCCUGCCUGCUCUUCUCCCAUCUCAACCACCCGACUCCUGUCUCCCGUAUCCAGGAGAUCAUCAGGGAUGCGGUCCGAUUGGAAGAGGAGUACCUCUCCGAAGCUCUACCGGUAGCUCUCAUUGGUAUGAAUGCCCGUCUCAUGUGCCAGUACAUCCAGUUUGUGGCCGACAGACUGCUCAUGGAACUCAAAUGCCCAAAGAUCUACAAAGUUGAGAACCCUUUUGACUUCAUGGAGAACAUCUCGCUGGAAGGAAAGUCCAACUUCUUUGAGAAGCGAGUGGGAGAGUACCAGAAGAUGAACGUGAUGACCCCAGAAUUGGGAAGGCACACCUUUACGUUGGAUGCAGACUUUUAAGAACUGACCACACUCGGGUAUCCUGCAGCCUAAACGGUGAUGAAGGCCUUCGAUGGUAUAUUUUUAUACUGACAAACCAGAAAAUGUUGUGAAAUUUCGAGAGUGAUCCAAAUAUGCAAAUUUUCUGCAAAAUUAAUGAAUCACAACCAUAUCUGUACUCCAACAAUAUUUGGCCAAUGUUUCUUGCUGCAAGAAAAGGCAAGCUUUGACGAUUUGUGGAAGAUUGAUGUUGCAAAGUUUCUUGUUUUAUCAAAGUCUGCAAAAGGUUUGCAUUCUGACUGCUGAGAGAGAUGGAAAGCAUACAUUCACGUUGGAUGCAAACUAUUACAAUCUGACCACUACUACCCUUGGUAGAAGGGUGGUGCUGUGGUGUAUAUGCAGCAGACAUUUUGCUGUUUUGUUUCUGUUGAGAGCCUGAAGAAGAUUAACUCAAUGUUGAGAUCAGAUUAUUAAGAUAAUGUUUAGAUUAUCUUAUUUUAACCUGUAUUAAUGGGUUGAUUUUCUUGUUUUCUAUAUGUGGAACCUUUCCGUAUACACAAGCAGGGCAUUAAUUUAUUUCUGAAUUCAUUUUAAGACGUAAAGAUGGUAAAUCGGAUAUUGAUUUGCACAAGAACAUUUGUGCCAAAGGUCUCUUUGCCUUUCUGGUGGUGAAUGGAUAAUUUUGUCAUAUUGAUGCAGUAUUUAAAUCGUCUUUACAGGCGAAAAAAUGAAGCCUUCCAGUUUUUAUUGGCUGUAAAUGACAGACAUUUAUGAUUGAAGAUAUAAUGAAACAUAGACAAUCGUUGAGGAGAUGAAAGUGUGUGUUUUUAUUUGAUUUUUAGAUUUUAUAUGCAACAAUUUAUAUAGGUACUUGUAGGUUUCACAUGCAAAACACUGAAGUAAUAUUAGAAAUGUGAUACAUACGAUGUUUAUUGGCUGAAAGAUAGUGGUUAAAUUAUUGGAAGUGCCAGUCCAUAUAGAGCCCUAUUUCUGUUUAGAUCACAGUAGUUCUACAAAUGUAGAUGAAAGUGAUUUUUUUUUAAUGCAUUUUUUAGGAUGCAUUACAAAGCCUGUUUUAAUUUAAAAAGAAAAUUGUAUUCAACAGUGGAAUCAGUAGUUAAAGUUUAAAUUGAAUAAGUGAUGAAACCGACAAUGGAAGUGCAAUACUAUUUAAUGAAUGCGUUGGUAUAUCACAGGUGCCAUAACAUGAAAGUAACUGAAAUGUACAUAGCAGAUUUUGAGUAUCUCAUGAACAAUCAGAUGUAUGGUUUAUAGGGAAAGGAUUCAAAGGAGUUACACAGUAAUUUUAUUCUUAUUGUCAGUACUCUGUUGUCCUAUCUCAUAUUUUUAUCAACUUACAGGUUCUUUUUCCUCACUCUUUUGUUUUUAUUCUCUUUAUUAUCCUUGCAAUGUUACAAUCACUUCAAUUUCUAUCUCUCUCACAUUUAUUUCUCCACCCCCUCCCCCCA
Messenger RNA from Strongylocentrotus purpuratus (purple sea urchin), 3253 nucleotides. Its product is annotated as ribonucleoside-diphosphate reductase subunit M2 B. Gene Ontology annotation, cellular component: cytosol. Gene Ontology annotation, biological process: deoxyribonucleotide biosynthetic process. Lineage: Eukaryota; Metazoa; Echinodermata; Echinoidea; Camarodonta; Strongylocentrotidae. The transcript is spliced from 8 exons. The record is from RefSeq and is a predicted model, not a curated record. Gene Ontology annotation, molecular function: ribonucleoside-diphosphate reductase activity, thioredoxin disulfide as acceptor. Bases 171 to 1805 code for a protein of 544 amino acids.